UGUUUUCCUUUCACCAUGGAGUUCCCAUUUUUUCAUGGAAAGCUAACAAAAAGAACCUGUGAAGAACUGCUGAGCAAGAAGGGAAAGAAUGGCAGCUACUUAGUACGAGAGAGUGAAAGCAUAGAGGGAGUCUUGUGUCUCUGUGUUUUAUUUGAGAAGUGCGUCUACACUUACCGUAUCUUCAGGUCACAGCAAGGGUAUUUUACAAUACAGACUUCUAAAGGUUCGCCAGAGAAGAUCUUCAGAACAUUAAAGGAUCUCAUAUACAAUUAUGAAAAGCCAAAUCAAGGCCUAGUAAUAAACCUUCGCUACCCAGUGAAGAAACUAGAGGCCUCACACAGAAGCCAGAGGUUCAAGUCAGGAAAGGAUGGAGUUUAUGAUGAGAUCCAUGAGAGCGACUACAUCACAGUCUUUCCUUGA
Messenger RNA from Melopsittacus undulatus (budgerigar), 420 nucleotides. RefSeq names its product SH2 domain containing 1B (gene SH2D1B). Lineage: Eukaryota; Metazoa; Chordata; Aves; Psittaciformes; Psittaculidae. Bases 16 to 420 code for a protein of 134 amino acids. Gene Ontology annotation, biological process: negative regulation of signal transduction; negative regulation of neutrophil differentiation; regulation of immune response. Gene Ontology annotation, cellular component: cytosol. The transcript is spliced from 4 exons. The record is from RefSeq and is a predicted model, not a curated record.